Molecule: messenger RNA, 1239 nt
Organism: Eimeria acervulina
Lineage: Eukaryota; Apicomplexa; Conoidasida; Eucoccidiorida; Eimeriidae
Product: importin alpha, putative
Exons: 10
Coding region: 1-1239 (412 amino acids)
Biological process (GO): NLS-bearing protein import into nucleus
Cellular component (GO): nucleus
Molecular function (GO): nuclear import signal receptor activity; protein binding
Source: RefSeq, a predicted model, not a curated record
AUGACGGGUCGCGACCAACUUCAAUUCGAAGCAGCAUGGGCACUAACGAACAUAGCCUCAGGCACUCAAGAGCAAACUCGAGUGGUGAUAGACUGCGGGGCUGUCCCUCUAUUUGUUAAUUUGAUGCACUCUUCAAAAGAAGAAGUCCGAGAGCAGGCGGUUUGGGCGUUGGGCAAUAUCGCGGGGGAUUCGCCUGAUUGUCGAAAUCUUGUCUUAGAUAGCGGCGCCCUGCCGCCUCUGCUUGAACAACUCAACACCCCGGGGUCGAAGCUCCCGAUGAUUCGGAAUGCAACUUGGACUCUCUCGAACCUCUGCCGAGGGAAACCCGCCCCCGCGUUUGAGAAGGUCUCCCCAGCACUGCCGACUUUGGCAGCGCUUAUUUAUUCGGAUGAUGCUGAAGUGUUAACGGAUGCCUGCUGGGCUCUGUCAUAUCUCUCAGACGGCCCCAACGACCGCAUAGGGGCUGUUCUUGAAGCGGGUGUCUGUGCUCGCUUGGUGGACUUGUUGAUGCAUCCAUCGACGCUCGUCCAAACCCCUGCACUACGCGCAGUUGGGAAUAUCGUUACAGGAGACGAUAGGCAGACGCAAGUGGUGUUGACAUGUGGUGCUCUACCGAAUCUGCUGUCUCUACUUUCUUCAAACAGAAAGACAGUGCAGAAGGAGGCGUGCUGGACAAUAUCUAAUAUAACUGCCGGUAAUCAGGAACAAAUUCAAGAAGUGCUGGAGAGCGGGGCGGUGCCGGCUUUGCUGCAUUUGUUAGAGACAGCAGAUUUUGAUACGAAGAAAGAAGCAGCCUGGGCAGUUAGUAAUGCUGUUAGUGGAGGCUCAGACAUGCAGGUAGCGGAGUUAGUUCGCUUAGGCUGCGUCCCGCCUCUUUGUCAGUUAUUGGGGUGUAUGGACAGCAAAAUAGUCAUGGUGUCUCUUGAAGCUUUGCAUGCAAUCCUUAGAACAGGAAAGAAAAUUAAAGAGACAGAAGGCUUAUCAAUUAACCCUUAUGCUACUCUUAUCGAACAAGCAGAUGGAGCAACUGCACUUGAAAAACUUCAAGACAGCAGCAACGAAACUGUAUUCAAAAAAGUGUAUUCAAUAAUAUCAACAUACUUCCCUUAUGAAGAAGAAGAAGAAGGUGUUGAUGCUGACAUGGAUUCUGCUGCUGCUGCUGCUGCUGCUGCUGCUGCUGGGGGCAGCGGCAGCACAUUUGGAGCGGAGGCCCCACAAGGGGGCUUUAAGUUUAAUUGA